GAUCCCAUAAAAGAAAUCAGCCCCAGGCAGCGAUAGUGUCCUGCUGGAACCAACAGACAUGUCGGAAUUUCUGGAAGACCCGUCCGUGCUUACUAAAGACAAGCUUAAAAGUGCAUUGCUGGCCAAUAAUGUUGCUCUCCCGAACGGCGAUCAGCGAAAGGACGUGUACGUGCAGCUGUACUUAAAGAAUCUGACCGUGCAAAACAAAAAAAGUAGCGGCUCUCCAGAUGUCUUUUCCAGCGACGAGGAGCUUCCUCCAGCGCCCGUGGUCUCCAACAGGAGCCGCUCCGGCAGGAAAGCCACCAGGAAAACCGACAAAGUUCGUCCUGACGAUGUUGAUGUGACGGAGUUGAGCAAUGAGGGUUUGAAGGACCUGUUGCUAAAGUAUGGCCUGAAUGCUGGACCCAUUGUUGCAUCCACUAGGAAGGUGUAUGAGAAGCGGCUUCAGAAGCUGCUGGAUCAGGGUCCUCCUGUAGCUGUGGCUCUUCCCUCAGAGACGUCACAGACUGAUGGCAAUCAGAAUGGCAACAAUGAUUCAGACCAGUACAGCGACAGGGAGGAAGAACCCGUAGCUCCGGCCCCCGUGACUGUGCCUGAACCAGAAGUGGAGGCUGAACUGAUCCCUGUUGUGGAGAGACCAGUCAGGAGUCGAGGGAAAACACCAGUGACCAGCAGGACACGCAGUGGGCAACACACUAGGGAGGAUGUGGAGGAGGAGGACUGGCCCGUCUUGAAUGUUAAGAGAAAGUUGAAGAGAUCCUCUCACAGGCCGGAUCAGAUGGUUCCUGCCAGCGACGACACCGAGAACUCUGAGCUCUCGUCUGCAGAGUGUUUUGCAGUUUCCGAGGAUAGGAGAAGAACAGGACCUGGGGCAGGCAGGAGAGAGACCAGGCCUUUGCUUUCAGACAGGACAUCAAAACUCUCAUCCAAGAGUGAAUCGCUGAGACGCCGCAGUGCACCGGUCCGCUCAGUUCUGAAUGAGGCCUCAUCCUCUGACAAGGAUUUCUCUGAGCCCUCAAUAGUGAAGGAGGUGUCUGUUUCUCUGAUGAGGAUGAAAGUACAGCCUUUGACAGUGCCGAAGGAUCCCAAACCCUCUAAGCGCUACUCCAUGUCUGCAACAGAAUCAACAAAACGCCCAGUAUCCAGUCUGAACAACAAGCAUGAUGAGAAUACUGCUGACAUCCCCUCCCCUCCGCAUAGACAAUCCAGUCGAGAGCCACUAGUUUCUCUGAUUAAUACUGCUUGUGUUGAGGUGGAUGACCAGGGUAUGCAGGACGUCCUGAGCUGUAGAUCUGCAAAUGGUGGUCUUCUGGCCCAGGGUGUCAGAUCUGCUGCCGUAUCGAAGCUUUCAAAGCCUGUUUUGAGUCAGAGCAAACCUUCCAAACCCUUGGUAGACAUGAUGUGCUGUCUCUCGCCUUCCAGUGAUCGACAAAAAGAGGUUUUCCCAUCACAUUCACUUCCUUACAAGAACUUCUGUUUGGUUUCUGAGGACUCUCUUACUGUGUCAUGUGAACUUUCUCAGGAGAGCUGUGGUUCACCACAGACCCAUCCCAAAUCAAGACAUUCCAAAAUCACCCCUUUCCUCUCCCAAAUCACUCCUGUCCGAGGACUCGAUAACAAGCUGAUGGAUAUGAAGGAGACAAUGAUGGUUGAAAAGGUGUCAGCCAUUGAUCAGACCCCGAGGGCGGUGGAGAGAGACGUGCUUAAAGAAAUCUUCCCCACUGAAAACCUCAACACUCCCACUGGAAUCAGCGCGACCUGCCGUCGGCCAAUCAGAGGAGCAGCUGGUCGUCCCCUGAUCGACACAUGGCUCAACGAAUCCCGUCAGCGUCUUUCUGAUCUUAAACAAACCACCUCCUCCUCUUCGUUCUCCUCCACCUCGUCCUACACAGAGUCCAGAUCUGUUCCCCGCGUGUCCUCCAUCCCUCUGUCUGCCUCCAAGUCCACAGCGCCUCCUACAGUAAAGAGCAGAUCCCGCCGCAGUCUGCCGGUGUGGGUCCAGCUGGUCCUGCUGAGCGCCGUGGCCGGAUUCCUGUUCUUCAUCUACCAGGCCAUGGAGACUAAUGACGUGGGACUGUUCAAGCAGAGCGGCACAGAUGACAGUACCAGCAAAUAAAAAAAAUAAUAAUAGAAAAUACUUAACCAAUGCGCCCCUAUGGUGAUUCAGCAGCCAUUGACUUUAAACUGCGAACUUUAUAUAUUCAAGCAGUGACAGACACUCAUUUUCUCUACUUUUUGCUCUUCCAAAUGAACCGGUUUAGAGGAAUGAUUUUAAAACGGUCACUUUUCUUGCCUUUUGUAUGUCGAGUGAGCGAGUGUGUUUGUUUGUUUGUUUUCGUGGAUUAAUUGUUGGUGCUGUCCAUCAAUGGGAGUCAAAUUGAGUCAGAAGGAUUCGAAGAAAUACACUUUUUUUUUUUUUUUUUUGUGAACUACAUUUAACGUCUACUUGUGAGAGUAUUUUAUUUCUUUUGCAUUUAUUUUCCAUGUGUAGUUCUUCAGAAGACCAUAUUCAUCUUAAUGACCCUUGUGGUAUUUAUGUAUCUGUUGUUUAAAUACAACUAUUUUCAAUAAACUGUUUUGCAAUGUA
Danio rerio (zebrafish) is the source of this 2587-nucleotide messenger RNA. It is a transcript of the gene tmpoa, whose product is annotated as thymopoietin a. The record is from RefSeq and is marked validated. Gene Ontology annotation, molecular function: DNA binding. NCBI's taxonomy places the organism in Eukaryota, Metazoa, Chordata, Actinopteri, Cypriniformes, Danionidae. Gene Ontology annotation, cellular component: nucleus; nuclear envelope.